AAAUUAAAUACUAAAAAAAGUAAUUUUAUUAAAUUUUGUGCGUCAUCAUGAUAUGGGCGCUGUACAUAGUGUAGUAUGAUAAAUCCCUUUAUUUCUCUCUGCCCGUUUCACCCCUUUAUAGAAAAAAGCCAGUGAAUCAUUCUUCUUCUCCUCCAAAAACAGGUUAACAACAACACAUACACAUCUCUCUCUCUCUCUCUUCUUCGUUUUAUAUUUCCAUUCUUUUUCUUCAUUUCCGCCAUUUCUGUUUUAUUUUGGUUGCCGAGAAAACGCAGGAACUCGGUGACCUAAUUAUAGUCUCGUCGAUUGUCUUUUUCAGAAUUUUCGACGAAUUUUAUUGAUUAAUAAUUAAUUAAUGGCGGAAGAACAUCCAUGUCAGACGCCGGAAGGCCACCGUCUCUGCGUUAACAACUGCGGUUUCUUCGGAAGCUCAGCCACCAUGAAUCUCUGCUCCAACUGCUACGGCGACCUCUGCCUCAAGAACCAGCAGCAAGCUUCCAUGAAAUCAACCGUCGAGUCCUCCCUCUCCGCCGCAUCUCCUCCGUCGUCACCGGAGAUCCAGUCAAUCUCCACGUCGACGAUCGCGCCCGUCGUCCAAAUUCACGCGGCGGAGAUACAGAUAGAGAAACAAAUCCAGCAGCAACGGCCUAAUCGGUGCACCGUGUGCAGGAAACGGGUCGGGUUAACCGGGUUCAUGUGCCGGUGCGGGACGACUUUCUGCGGGACCCACAGGUAUCCGGAGGUUCACGGAUGCACGUUCGAUUUCAAAUCGGCUGGGCGCGAGGAGAUCGCGAAGGCUAACCCGUUGGUCGUAGCCGCGAAGCUCCAGAAGAUAUGAUCUGAGCUGAGCCGUUGCUUGCGUUGUUCACCGUGAAACAUACUUUUAUGUUACGGACAUGUGUUUACGUAAUUAAUGGUUGAGACAGUUUUCAUUCACCUUUUAAUUAUUUUCCUUUUCUUCCGGAAGAAUUUUAAAGUUUUAUAAUUGUGUGGCUUUGUGCUUGUAAAAAAAAAGAUUUUCUUUUGCGGAAAAAAAAAGAAAAUAUAUAAAAUUGUGUCUCGCUUUUCUAAUAUU
Molecule: messenger RNA, 1075 nt
Organism: Brassica rapa (field mustard)
Lineage: Eukaryota; Viridiplantae; Streptophyta; Magnoliopsida; Brassicales; Brassicaceae
Product: zinc finger A20 and AN1 domain-containing stress-associated protein 4
Molecular function (GO): DNA binding; zinc ion binding
Source: RefSeq, a predicted model, not a curated record